AUGCAUCAUUUACGCCACCGCCCGCCGGCGACCCGGAAAUGCGCCCCUCUACCGUCCCCGUUCCCCGUCGCACUGCCAACACGUCUUCGCCCCACUCCCUCUCACUCCGCCGACCUCGCUGUGACCCCAGCCAUGUCACCCGGGCAGCCGCGCCCCGAUCGCGCCCUCAAGCGGCGCCGCACCUCGUACGACGAGCUUGAGACGGUCAAGCACGCCAGCCACACGGGCGACGCGCUCACCUCGCCGGCCCUUUCCGCCGCCCUUUCCGACCUGCUGCAGGCCCGCCGCCUGUCCGACGCGGCGCGCGCCGGCAUCGAGGAUGCCCUCAAGAAGGUAAAAAAAUCCCUGGACGCCCUACCGAAGAAGAAGACCCUGCAGCUCGACAGCCCCGCCGUAAGAAAUGUCCUCCGGAAGGUCGCAAAAGGGAGGAGGGACUCUCUGUGCCGCUCGGGCGUAGUUCAGGAGCUCGUCUGCACGCCACCGGGGAGAGUCGAUCUUGUCGGCUCGUUCCUGCUGAAAUGCGCGACGAAACCGGUCGUCGAUGUGGCUGUGGAAAUGCCCGCCGAUCUUUUCCAGACCAGGGACUAUCGUGCCUAUCGGUAUCAUGACAAGCGAUUGCUUUAUCUCGUCUAUCUCGCGCGCCAGUUUGUGAAGACGGAGGAGGAGGCGUACGCCGAGGUGUCGCUCGUCAUGUCGUUUCUCAACGGCGACGAGGCGAAGCCCGUCUUGUGCGUCACGCAUGUCGACCAUCCUGAGGUCAACGUCCGCCUCCUGCCGACCUACCCUCAUGACGUGUUCGCCAACCACCAUCUAGGCGAGGAGAAAGUCCACAUCCGCGAAGGCCCCGACUCCGAGAAUGCAAAGCCUUCGCCAGCCACCAUUGCCUACAACGCUUCUAUUUUGAUCGACACAACUCUGGUUGCAAAUCUUCAGGCGCUUUAUGCUGUCGUGGCCGGUGCACCCGCUUUCGCUGACACUGUGAUGCUGCUCGAGGCGUGGUGCGUCCGGCACAGGCUGUACAAGUCCAACUUUGUCAGUAUUGCGCUAUUGGCAAACUUGAUCAAAAAGGGGGCAGCUCCGUCCCGGGCGCCGAGAGAGCAAUUAUUUCGCUGCGCGCUCAGCGCUAUCUCAGCGGGGGGGUUGAAAGCUUUGCGAUUGGGGGAUAUGCGUGUGUGCGCUUCGUUUGAUGCAGGAUUUUUGGAGAGGUGCGCAGAAUGUGCUACCAUGGCUAUUUAUGUGAUCGAGAGCAAGGCGGCAGAAACGGAUCCGUGGGUGGGCAUCUUACCAUUUCUGUUUACGCAGGCUCGCGGCUCCAAAUGUGUUGCCCGGCCCUUGUGCACGCUAUUUGAUGGCUUUGUGAAGAUUUUGGGUGGGAACGAAGCGAGUUCUGCACUGACGGCCCAGAAACAUUUGCAUGUGCUGAAACGUGCGCUUGUAGAUACUCAUCGUGCAAAGAGAAUCGAACGCCUGGAAGGUGGAUUGUUUGGUUUCACGCUUUCAUUGGCGAAAGAUGCGAAUCGCAGGGUGGACAUGCGGCCAGAGUCAUGGGAUGCGCCCUCGUUCAUGGCGUUUUGGGGCAAGAAGGCAAAUGUCCGAAGUUUCGAGAAUGGGAAAAUUGUAGAAGCAUUAGUUUGGAGUGGUGGCAGUCGAACACUCCAAGAAAUGACAUCAUAUGCGUUUGAGAAGCAUUUCGGAGAUGAUGUCAAGGUGCAGGUAAUACUGGGUGAUCUUGAGGAGGCGUCUGGUUCUGACGCGCAUUAUGAAGCCAGUGCAACUCGUGCAAUUGCUGGGUUUAACGAACUGGCCAAGCUACUCCGGUCGUUGGAAGGCGUUGUAUUGGGCAUUCGAGGAGUUCAUGCUACAUCGUCUCAUCUCAGAAGAUGCGGAAUUCCGUCAAAAGGAUUUGCGCAAACUGGCGGUAUUCGCCAUGCUUACCCGCUGGACAUCGUGGCGACGUUUGAGACAUCUGCAGCAUGGCCAGAUAACCCAGUGGCGAUUUGUGCGGCGAAGGCCUCGUUUUACGUUUCGUUGAAGGGGGCUCUUGCGGAAAAAGGGAUUGCUUCAAAUUCCACAAUCUCUUUUCUAGACAUCACACUAUCAGAAUUUGUAUAUCGGUUGCGUAUUAAGGUUGACAAAGAGAAGGAUCUCCUUAUUGAUAGCCCUGCAACUUACGAAGGUGUGGUGUGGGAAACAGAGAAGCGAGUGCGACACCACGACAACAUGUCAUGUCUAGGAAAUCCAUUGAUAGGAAGCGUGGCGAGAAUGGCCAAGAAAUGGCUGAACAGCCAUUUGAUGCUGUCGCAGAUGGGGUCAAGAGGAGAGGAACUUGUGGAAGUGCUGGUAGCCAGUAUGAUGUUGCGGCCCGAAGUCUCGAAACGGAAGUCGGUGUUGGGAUACUUUUGCCAGUUUUUGCAUUUUCUUUCAGACUUUCCGUGGGAAGUUUGUCCUCUAGCAGUACUGAUGGAAGAUGAGGAGGCAAGGGAGUUGUCGAAGGACAUGAGUGACAGACUUGAAGAAGUUGAGACGUUUCGCGAACGGGUGCAGGAUCGGUUUUCCAGGAAAUGCGAUGGGCGAACGUUUUUCUCAGUGUACAAUGUAUGGGACAGAGAUGAGAAUGAGGCUGGAACGUUUUUCGGUCAAGGAUAUGGUCCGGAAACGUCGAUCGCCAAAAUGAUUGUUGCGUCCGCUGGGUCAGCGCUGCGGCACAUUGAAGACAGCGUGACAAAGGCGGGUGCAGGCAAGACAAUGAAGUCGUUAUUUACACCGUACCUGGGUGUGUACGACCUGGUGCUUGAGCUGAACAGAGAGCUGGUGCCAUUCCGCGAGGAGGCUAGCCGGAAGGGACCGUUCCACGGACGCGGGUCUGCGUUUGUUGGGUUCGACACGGUGCAGAUGCUGCGGAACAAGCUGGAGAUCAGGCUUGGAGAGUUUGCACUGUUUACUACUGAAGUGUGUGUGCGGGCCGAGAUCUAUGUGGUGUGGCGGCCGGAGGCGUCGGGUAGUUGCGCAUUCUCUCUUGCUCGGGCGCCGUUUCGAGAACCUGUCGGCGAGACCAAGACUCUGAAGGCGGAUCGGAUGGAGAUGGUGGCGGAGAUGGUUAGUCUCGGGAAAGGGCUGAUUCGGAAUGUUCGUUACAUCGAAAAGGAGGGCGGGAAGUGA
Molecule: messenger RNA, 3159 nt
Organism: Chondrus crispus (carragheen)
Lineage: Eukaryota; Rhodophyta; Florideophyceae; Gigartinales; Gigartinaceae
Exons: 1
Coding region: 1-3159 (1052 amino acids)
Biological process (GO): rRNA processing; tRNA export from nucleus
Cellular component (GO): small-subunit processome; UTP-C complex; CURI complex
Source: RefSeq, a predicted model, not a curated record